AUGUGUGUGUGGCACGCCAAUGCAGUGUCGUCAGCAACCCAUGGUACCACGUCGCAAAUUGCGCGCACAUUACCAAUGUAUGCUUCAAACUCAGCGAUAACUUGUACAACCUCACAAAACCCCCUCUUCUACUCAACGAUGCAUGUCUAUGUCUCCCGCAUGGGCACAGCGACGCAUCUGUCUUAUAAGAUACCAACAUACACCCGCUUUGCGAUAUACUGCUUCCUGUGCCUGUUAUCAGUAGCCAUCUUUCAGAUCCGACCUGCUGGAAAUACCGAUAUCGCUGUUCAGUUACUUUGGAUGACAAUUCCCUUCAUCUUCACCUUAAUCUUCUAUACUGUCAACGAUCACAGCAGCGAUGGAAGUCCAAGAUAUGUGGAUCCAAGUCCGCCGUCGUCAUACACAAUACCAUUAUCAAUAUCUCUCGUUCUCCUCGGUCAAAUCGCAAUAUGGACGCGAACCUACCUCGGCGUCCCUUCAACCUUCGCCACACCUAAUGGCGCAGACGUCCAAGCAUGCAGCCUCCAUUUCGCAAUGUCCUUCUGGAUACUCUCCGAGUGCGAGUACAUGCGCUUAUACUACUGGCACGCUCGCCUCCGAGACCGCCCUUUCAAUCUCAUCACACUCAGCGACUCCAUAGCCUCAGCAAGUUUCGACUGGACCUUCACGGUAUCUCGAGACUGUUGCAGCUACCGGGUGCCAUGCCAAGUCAACAUGCCACCGCGAAACGGGUGGUGGUCACUGGAAGCACUCUUUGGAGUUCCGCUCGACUUCUUCUAUAUCAUAGCCUUCACAUGGGUGGGAAUGGUCUGCCUCGUUUAUCCGGUCAAGCGUUUCGCGAAUCCCGAUCCUGAUGGCGAUACAUUUCCCAUCAGAUACGCGCUCGUGGAAGUGUUCUUCACACCACGGUCGUACUUUUUUAACUGGCUUGAUAUUAUACUCCAGCGGCCGGUCAGGCUGGUCAACAGGAUGCUGUUCGAAUUGGUUGCGCAGGGUUUGAAGAGAGCUUUGGGUCGGUGGAGGCGCCGUGGUGUACGCGGAAAGGUUAAUAGAAUCGACCUCGGGAGUACGAGUGAGGCACCCGCGUUGUACAUCCCUCGCACCGAUAUGUCUGACCUCUGGGUGAAUAGCGAAGAGAUUGCCUGGUGGGCGGUAUCUCGUCAGCUCUACGAAACGCCCUGGAAUGACUGA
Messenger RNA from Alternaria rosae, 1191 nucleotides. RefSeq lists its product as uncharacterized. Bases 1 to 1191 code for a protein of 396 amino acids. Lineage: Eukaryota; Fungi; Ascomycota; Dothideomycetes; Pleosporales; Pleosporaceae. The transcript has a single exon. The record is from RefSeq and is a predicted model, not a curated record.